Messenger RNA from Vespa velutina, 2093 nucleotides. It is a transcript of the gene ERp60, whose product is annotated as protein disulfide-isomerase A3. Lineage: Eukaryota; Metazoa; Arthropoda; Insecta; Hymenoptera; Vespidae. Bases 60 to 1580 code for a protein of 506 amino acids. Gene Ontology annotation, biological process: protein folding; response to endoplasmic reticulum stress. The record is from RefSeq and is a predicted model, not a curated record. Gene Ontology annotation, molecular function: protein disulfide isomerase activity. Gene Ontology annotation, cellular component: endoplasmic reticulum. The transcript has 5 exons.
CGGUGGCUACUUUUUAGCGGAGCCACGUCUUCAUUAAGCAGUAGUUCUCCGAUAGUUAGAUGCGUUGGGUGCAGUUACAAAGGAGCUCGGAUAAUUUCACGAUGCUACCUAAAAUUUUCGUUUUUGUUAGUUUAUUAUUCCUAAACGUUUAUGCUUCCGAAAGUGAUGUUCUUGAAUUAACUGACGAUGAUUUCACGGAUGAACUUAAGCGUCAUGAAAAUGCACUUGUCAUGUUUUACGCACCAUGGUGUGGACAUUGUAAACGUUUAAAACCUGAAUAUGCAAAAGCUGCUGAACUUCUUAUAGGUAAUGAUCCUCCAAUUACAUUUGCUAAAGUUGAUUGUACAGAAAGUGGGAAAGAAACAUGUAAUAAGCAUUCCGUCAGUGGAUAUCCAACAUUAAAAAUUUUUGCAAAUGGGGAUUUGGUUGGAGAUUACAAUGGACCUAGAGAAGCGCCUGGCAUUGUUAAAUAUAUGAAGGCACAAGUUGGUCCAGCAUCAAAAGAAUUAGUUAGCGAAGAUUGUCAAAAGGCAUUCUUAGAUUCUAAUGAAGUAGGUGUCAUAGGUUACUUUCAAUAUGAUGAUUCAUCAUUAUCAGUUGCAUUCCAUGAUGUCUCAAAGAAACUCAGAGAAAAGGUUAGAUUUGCUCAUACGUCUGCAAAAGAACUGUUAGAAAAAGAAGGUUUGAUGAACAAUAUUGUUUUAUAUCGGCCAAAAUUACUUCAUAACAAAUUUGAACCAGAUAGUAUUAAAUAUGAAGAUCGUGAUUCCUUUGGUGAUGUCUAUAACUUUAUCACACAGAACUACUUUGGAAUUGUGGGUGUCCGUAAUCGCGAUAAUGCAGCAGAAUUUAAAAAUCCAUUAAUUGUUGCUUACUACAAUGUAGAUUAUGUAAAAAAUCCAAAGGGUACCAAUUAUUGGCGUAAUAGAAUUCUGAAGGUUGCAAAAGAUUUUACUGGCUUUAAUUUUGCCAUUUCUUCCAAAGAUGAUUUCCAACAUGAAUUGAAUGACUUUGGCAUUGACUUUGUAAAAGGUGAUAAACCAGUUGUUCUGGCAAGAGAUGCACAAAAUCAGAAAUUUGUUCUUAAAGAAGAAUUUUCUGUUGAAAACUUUGAAAAGUUUGUGAAGGCAUUAGAAGCUGGUAAAUUAGAACCAUAUCUGAAAUCUGAACCAGUUCCUGAAGAUAAUGAUGGCAAUGUGAAAGUUGCGGUAGCAAAGAACUUUGAUGAAAUUGUUACAAAUAAUGGCAAAGAUACAUUAAUUGAAUUUUAUGCUCCUUGGUGUGGUCAUUGUAAAAAGCUUGCGCCUGUUUAUGAUGAAUUAGGAGACAAAUUGGCUAAUGAAGAUGUUGAAAUUGUGAAGUUUGAUGCCACAGCUAAUGAUGUUCCAUCGCCAUACGAAGUUAGAGGAUUCCCAACACUUUUCUGGGCACCAAAAGACUUUAAAGACAAACCUGUUAAAUACGAAGGUGGCAGAGAAUUAGAAGAUCUUAUUAAAUAUAUUGCUAAGCAUUCUACUAAUGAACUUAAAGGUUACGACCGUAAGGGUAAAGCCGUUAAAGCUAGAAACGAAGAGUUGUAAUUCUUUUACAAUUUUUAAUUAAUUGUUUAAUGCAUUUUGAAAAUCACCUCAGCUUCAAAAAAUGAAAUGAAAUUCUUUUGUAUAAUUCAUUCAUUUACUACCAUAAUUAUGACAAAGGACAUUAGUCAUAGAAAUUAAAUAGUAAGUUAUCUCUUUUUAAAUAUUAUAAAAAAGGAUACAAUGUAUGAAAAAGUGAUCAUAGGAUCUUUAAUAUCGUAUACUUGUUUAGAAAGGAAGAAAUUAGGAAGAACUGAAAAAUAAUAAUAGGUUGUGUCACGUAUACUUUGUACCAUUGCGUAAAGGUAUAAAAAAUUAAGGAAACUUGUCCUUAUUUUUUUUCAUAACUAAGUAUUGAUAAAGUAUCAAUGCUUUUUCCAUUUCUGGGUGUCAGACUGUGCUUUAGGUUAAAUAUGAUAUUAAUUUUUGUUUACAUGAAAGAGUGAUAAUAAAUUGUUUUAUACGAAAUGCGAAUGUAAUUAUAAAAUAAAUCUGUUUACUCUUUGUAAUACCUAA